AUGAGAAAAGAUAUGGUAGUGAAGAAGGAAGCGAAAAGCGAGAAGCGGAAUAUGGAAAUCAGAGAGGGAAGAGAUAGAAAAAAGAAGGUGGAAGAUAAGAAGAUGGAAAGCGGAGAAUUGAGAGAAAUAAGAGAGGAAUUGAGAGGAAUAAGAGAAGGUAUAAUGGACUUGGUGGGGUUAUGGAGGAAGUGGAUAGAGAAAGAAAAAGGACCGGGAAAAGGCGGAGAGAAGAGAGAGCGGAAGGAAAGCAGAAAAAAAGAGAAGACAAAGGGACAAGAAGAGCAGGGAUCAACAGGUAAGAAGAAGGAAAAAGGAGAAGUCAAGAGGAGAGAGAGCGAAGACAGGCAGCGGGACAGCAAGGAGAAGAGGGAAGAAAAGAGAAUAAAGAAGGCCACGGAGGAGGAAGGAGGAGAAGUAAAGGAAAGGAAGAUAAAAGGAGAGAGGAGGAAAGAGGAGGUGAAGAGCAAGGAAAGGAAGCCAAAAGGAGGAGAUGGGGUGAUAGAUGGAGAAGAGAAAUAUAAGGAAAGGAGAGGCGAGAAGAAUGAGGUGACGGAAGAGAUGAUGGAGGAGUGGUGGAAAGAAGUGGAGGCGGAAGAGGAGAGGGAGGGUAACAGUGGACAGGCUGGAGGAAAAGAAGGGGAAGGGGGAAGGUGGGUAUUAAUAACGGAGAUAGUAAGGGAGGCGGACAGAGAAGAGAUUCUGGCAAGGGGAGGGGAGGUGAAAGGGACGUGGGGAGUAGGAGUGGACGAGGACCUGACGAUGGAAGAGAGAAGGAUGAGGUGGAGGAUCGUGGAAGCGGCGAGAAAGGAAAGGGCGACGGGAAAAAAGGUGAUUGUAUCAAAUAGAGGGUUUUGGGUGGAAGAGAGGAAAUGGAGUUGA
This is a messenger RNA of Monomorium pharaonis (pharaoh ant), 879 nucleotides long. RefSeq names its product histone-lysine N-methyltransferase, H3 lysine-79 specific-like. The transcript has 2 exons. NCBI's taxonomy places the organism in Eukaryota, Metazoa, Arthropoda, Insecta, Hymenoptera, Formicidae. The record is from RefSeq and is a predicted model, not a curated record. The coding region runs from base 1 to 879 and encodes 292 amino acids.